GAUGAGUAAAAUCCACAAGCCUUUCAGGUUUGAGGCUUAUUGGAUUGAUGAACAACAGUGUGGUGAAGUUAUUAGGGACAGCUGGAGUGUGGAUGUGAAUGGCUCAACAAUGUAUAGGCUCAAGCAGAGAUUGAGAAAUUGCACUACAGAGUUGAAGAGAUGGAGUCUGACCCAUUUCAAGAAUAAUAGGAAACAGAUUGAGAAUUUGAAGGAUAGAUUGGUGGAGAUCCAGAAUGGGCAUGUUCACAAUACAGCACAAAAUGAGGCCAAGGAGAUAAAAGCUGAGGUGGACAAGAUAUGGAAAAGAGAGGAAAUGUAUUGGUGCCAGCGAUCUAGACUGAAUUGGCUCAAGUAUGGGGACAGAAACACGAAAUUUUUUCACACUACUACUAGUCAGAGGAGACAGAGGAACAAAAUCAUCAUGCUUAAGGAUAGAGAAGGAGGAUGGGUUACUGACAUGGAGUAGGUCAAACGGAUGAUUCAGAACCAUUUCUUGGAGCUGUACACGUCAGAGGGGGAAAGAGAUUACUCUCAAACACUGCAAGGGAUGCCUCAGAUGGUAACUACUGAGAUGAACAACUGCCUGCUAAGGCCUCUUACCCAAGAGGAGGUCAAAGCAGCUACAUUCAGUUUGGGGGCAUUGAAAGCACCUGGACCUGAUGUACUGUCAGGUAUUUUCUAUCAGAAGUACUGGCAUAUAUUAGGAAAUGAUGUUUACGAUGCAGUUCUGUCUUUUUUUCAGUCGGGGUUUAUGUUAAGAGAGCUUAAUGAAACUAAUGUAAUACUAAACCCAAAAGUG
Molecule: messenger RNA, 799 nt
Organism: Ilex paraguariensis (yerba mate)
Lineage: Eukaryota; Viridiplantae; Streptophyta; Magnoliopsida; Aquifoliales; Aquifoliaceae
Source: the annotation of a GenBank genome assembly